This is a messenger RNA of Bombyx mori (domestic silkworm), 1893 nucleotides long. RefSeq names its product beta-tubulin (gene Tub3). The record is from RefSeq and is a predicted model, not a curated record. Gene Ontology annotation, cellular component: microtubule; cytoplasm. Gene Ontology annotation, molecular function: GTP binding; structural constituent of cytoskeleton; GTPase activity. Bases 336 to 1475 code for a protein of 379 amino acids. The transcript is spliced from 3 exons. Gene Ontology annotation, biological process: microtubule cytoskeleton organization; mitotic cell cycle. NCBI's taxonomy places the organism in Eukaryota, Metazoa, Arthropoda, Insecta, Lepidoptera, Bombycidae.
CAAUUGCGUACGGGUAGAUAUUGUUUGAAGCCAGUGUUUGCGUUAUUACGCACGAUUUCACAGUUUUCCUACAACAUUGACUCGUUCCGAACCAGUAAUCGGUUUACUUGUUGCAACGGCAGACGUGUGAUUAUAUUUCCUAUUCAUCAUCAUAUAAUUUCUGGGAGAUAAUAUCGGAAGAGCACGGCAUCGACCCUACCGGCGUCUACCGCGGCACCAGCGACCUCCAGCUCGAGAGGAUCUCUGUUUACUAUAAUGAGGCCUCUGUUGCGACGGCGGAGAGCGGCGGGAAGUAUGUCCCCCGCGCCAUCCUCCUCGACCUCGAGCCCGGCACCAUGGACGCCGUGCGCUCCGGCGCCUACGGGCAACUCUUCCGGCCGGACAACUUCGUCUUCGGCCAGUCCGGCGCCGGCAACAACUGGGCCAAGGGACACUACACGGAGGGCGCUGAGCUCGUCGACGCCGUCCUUGAUGUAGUACGCAAGGAGUGUGAGAACUGCGAUUGCCUCCAGGGUUUCCAACUGACUCAUUCCCUCGGCGGCGGCACCGGUUCCGGCAUGGGCACCCUCCUCAUCUCAAAGAUCCGUGAAGAGUACCCCGACAGAAUCAUGAACACAUACUCAGUAGUCCCCUCGCCCAAAGUAUCAGACACCGUCGUCGAACCAUACAACGCAGUUCUCUCCAUCCAUCAACUAGUCGAGAAUACAGACGAAACUUACUGCAUAGACAAUGAGGCCCUUUACGAUAUCUGCUACAGGACUCUCAAGGUACCGAACCCAACGUACGGCGACCUGAACCACCUGGUGUCGCUGACCAUGUCCGGCGUGACGACGUGCCUGCGGUUCCCCGGACAGCUGAACGCCGACCUGCGCAAGCUGGCGGUCAACAUGGUGCCCUUCCCGCGUCUGCACUUCUUCAUGCCCGGCUUCGCGCCGCUGACGUCACGCGGCAGCCAGCAGUACCGCGCGCUCACCGUGCCGGAGCUCACGCAGCAGAUGUUCGACGCCAAGAACAUGAUGGCCGCCUGCGACCCGCGCCACGGCCGCUACCUCACCGUCGCCGCCAUCUUCCGCGGCCGCAUGUCCAUGAAGGAGGUCGACGAGCAGAUGCUCUCCAUCCAAAACAAGAACAGCAGCUUCUUCGUCGAGUGGAUCCCCAACAACGUGAAAACAGCCGUGUGCGACAUCCCUCCCAAGGGUCUGAAGAUGUCGUCUACGUUUAUCGGGAACACGACAGCCAUCCAGGAACUAUUCAAGAGAAUAUCCGAGCAGUUCUCUGCCAUGUUCAGACGUAAAGCUUUCUUGCACUGGUACACCGGCGAGGGCAUGGACGAGAUGGAGUUCAACGAAGCAGAGAGCAACGUCAACGAUCUGGUGUCUGAGUACCAACAGUACCAGGAGGCCACCGCGGAAGACGACACCGAGUUCGACCAAGAAGACCUGGAGGAGUUGGCGCAGGACGAGCACCAUGACUAGAUCUAACCUCUGACCCUUACUAUGACCUUUGUAACUCACUUUCGAAGCGAAAUCGCAUUGACGCUGCAUAGUAAGGGCUAUCUCGGGGGUGCUGUCAUAUCUAUCCUUCUCGUGUGUAAUUAGAGGCUAAGUCGCGUGCUGACACCAGGCCGAGUGUCCCCGGCGGACCGACGACCAUCUCGAAACUUUCAAUGCGAUCUCGCACUACGACCCGUCAUUCGUUUGACGAGUCUCAAAGUGCAAAGUAAUGGUAAAAAAUCAUUUUAAUAUAUAAUAUUAUUAUAUUAAAAGUCUGUUUUUAAUAUAAGGAAACUAAAGAGUCGGAACUAAUUGAACGUACCAACUUGUGCAUUUUUAGCUUAAGUUAUUGUCUGUACGGCUUUUAUAUAUUAAUUUAUAAAUAAAUGUCUAAAACAAA